AUGGAGGUACACGCGACUACGAACGUGACGUCACGCGCAGACGAAACGAUUCAAGGGCGUGUUGACAAUCUGAUCGAAAAGUUUUCGGGAUUGUUCUCCGACAAGGUUGGACAUUUAAAGGGGAACGUAGGUCGACUACACCUGGAGGAGAAUGCGACUCCGAAAUUCUGCAAGGCAAGGAACGUGCCUUACUCCAUCCGCCCCGCAGUGGAAUUGGAGUUGGAAAGGCUAGAAAAUGAUAACAUUAUCACGCCAGUUCCGUUCAGUGAUUGGGCCACGCCUGUUGUACCAAUUAUCAAGGUUGAUAAAUCGGUAAGAUUAUGCGGAGACUAUAGUAUAACCCUAAACCUAGUGCUGCGACCAGACAAACACCCAAUGCCCAGGAUUGAGGAUGUUUUCGCAAAGUUAGCUGCCGGCGAGAAGUUUACCAAACUCAAUCUGAAAAAUGCAUAUCUGCAUUUGGAAAUGGACGAUAAGUCAAAGGACUUGCUUACCAUAAACACGUACAAGGGUCUGUACCGAGUGAACAGGCUCCAGUACGGGUUAAAACCCGCGACUGGAAUGUGGCAACGGCUCAUGGAGCAGGUUCUACAAGGAAUUCCUGGAAUCGAAUGCAUAUUGGAUGACAUCACCAUGACUGAAGCGAACGAUGACGAGCACUUGACGAGGCUAGAGAAAGUCUUCAUACGGCUUAGCGAACACGGGCUAGUGCUGAACGCAAAGAAAUGUAAAUUAUUGCAGCCUAGUGUGGCAUUUAUGAGUCACCUCAUCGACAGGGACGGUUAG
Molecule: messenger RNA, 786 nt
Organism: Priapulus caudatus
Lineage: Eukaryota; Metazoa; Priapulida; Priapulimorpha; Priapulimorphida; Priapulidae
Exons: 1
Coding region: 1-786 (261 amino acids)
Source: RefSeq, a predicted model, not a curated record